This is a messenger RNA of Xyrauchen texanus (razorback sucker), 1560 nucleotides long. Its product is annotated as serine/arginine-rich splicing factor 9-like. The transcript has 5 exons. Gene Ontology annotation, molecular function: mRNA binding. Bases 294 to 1025 code for a protein of 243 amino acids. NCBI's taxonomy places the organism in Eukaryota, Metazoa, Chordata, Actinopteri, Cypriniformes, Catostomidae. Gene Ontology annotation, cellular component: ribonucleoprotein complex; nucleus; cytoplasm. The record is from RefSeq and is a predicted model, not a curated record.
GGGGACGAAAGUUUGUGUCACUUCCUGAUCCGGGGAGGGGAAGCGCGUGCGCUUGUUCAUCCUCGUUUUUUUAAAACAAGCUACAUACUAUAGAGUUUGCAGACUCCUGGAGGGGUACCUAUGCGGGGUUACUUGAACUCGACAUGCACUGCUACCACCAGAGUUUAGAGUUUUAAAUAGGGGAUUUUAAAAGGACGCACUAGAGUUUGGAUAUUCUGAACGCCGUUGUCGUGGAAACGCUAUUUCUUCGAAGGCUGCUGGUCCAUUGGGUUUGUGUUAGCAGGGUAUAAGCCAUGUCGGACGGACGGAUCUACGUGGGAAACCUUCCCAUGGACGUCCAGGAGAGAGACAUUGAGGAUCUCUUCUUCAAAUACGGGAAGAUUCGGGAUAUUGAGCUGAAGAACAACAGAGGGACCAUCCCGUUUGCCUUUGUGCGAUUUGAGGAUCCACGGGAUGCGGAGGAUGCUGUCUUUGGAAGGAAUGGAUAUGGAUUUGGAAACAGUAAGCUGCGUGUGGAAUACCCUCGAUCUUCUGGAUCCAAAUUCAGUGGACCUUCAGGAGGCGGAGGAGGACCCAGAGGGAGGUUUGGACCCCCGUCACGUAGAUCGGAGUUCCGGGUUAUUGUGACGGGUCUGCCCCCCACCGGCAGCUGGCAGGACCUGAAAGAUCACAUGCGGGAGGCGGGCGAUGUGUGUUUUGCUGAUGUGCAGCGUGACGGCGAGGGCGUAGUUGAAUUCCUCAGACGCGAGGACAUGGAUUACGCACUUCGUCGCCUGGACAGCACUGAGUUUAGAUCCCACCAGGGUGAGACGUCAUACAUCAGAGUAAUGGAGGAGCGCAGCACAAGCUGGGGCCGCUCGCGUUCUCGGUCCAGGUCUCGUGGACGCUACUCACCCCCCUAUCAGAGCAGAGGCUCGCCCUCACCCCGUUACCGAUCCCCCCCACGUCACGUGAGCCGGCAUAGCCCCCCGUCUCGACGAGCCCCGGUCCAGCAUCACAGCCCGCCGCCACGGCACUACCGGUGAACGCCAGAGGCGGCGCAGCUUCUUUUCUCAUCUGUCAUGCCCCAUUUUUGUUUCGGAAUUUUGUAAUUUACAUUCCGUUGUUAUUAGAACCCCGAUGACCUUUUGACCUUAUGAUCCGACCUUCAGUUUGUCAAGAAAUCUGAGUUUGCGAAAAUGAGAGAUGGCCACGUGAAUGAUGCGUAGAUGUUUACAGAACAGAUGUUGUGAUGAGUUCAGACAUGUCGAAGCUCUGUAACCGUGUAAGUUUAUAACCCGAAACAUAUUCAGACAUGCUAAUGUCCAAUUUUGUCCUCCGUGAUUAUUCACACGAGGUAAAAGACUGAAGAUGUGAUCGUUGCGGUAAUCUGCUCGAUUGCAUAGACUUUACACCGUUUCAUUUUCAUGUUUGUUUAUGAUUUAAGGAGCCUGACAUUUUUAAACAUUUCUUUCUAAAAUCUCCCCGUGUGAUUCUUUUGUUUUUGUAUCAUGUGAUGACUGUAUGCUAAAUGAAUUUUCUUUUUUCAAUAAAGCAUCGAGUCAAAUUUACUCCCCUAAA